This is a messenger RNA of Thamnophis elegans (Western terrestrial garter snake), 2638 nucleotides long. RefSeq names its product transcription elongation factor A2 (gene TCEA2). Gene Ontology annotation, biological process: transcription elongation by RNA polymerase II; DNA-templated transcription. The transcript has 10 exons. NCBI's taxonomy places the organism in Eukaryota, Metazoa, Chordata, Lepidosauria, Squamata, Natricidae. Gene Ontology annotation, molecular function: zinc ion binding; nucleic acid binding. The record is from RefSeq and is a predicted model, not a curated record. Gene Ontology annotation, cellular component: nucleus. Bases 126 to 1028 code for a protein of 300 amino acids.
CACCGAAGGCAAGCUCGCCCGCCUCUCCGCCGCGGCUCAGCCGGCAGCGUCCCGGGGACGGAGCUUCCUCGCCUGCCUCCCUCCCUCCUCCCCGGGGCCAGAGCGCGGAGCGGAGAGCCGGCGCCAUGGGCGGGGAGGAGGAGGAGGUCCUGCGCAUCGCCAAGCGGCUCGACAAGAUGGUCGCCAAGAAGAGCGUGGAAGGGGCAAUGGACUUGCUGAAGGAACUGAAAAGUAUGCCGAUAACCCUGCAUUUACUACAGUCUACCCGAAUCGGGAUGUCUGUGAACGCCCUUCGGAAGCAAAGCACAGAUGAAGAUGUAAUUGCACUCGCCAAGUCGCUUAUCAAGGCUUGGAAGAAACUCCUAGAUGCUUCCGAAGAUAAGAGAGAUGAGAAGAAGAAGAGUUCUCUGGCAGCCUCUUCUUCAAAAGAAACCGGGGAUUCACGAGACCAAAGCUCCAUCAAAAGGCAGGAGUCCGUAAAAACUCCCACCACUCCCAAAAUCACCACUUUCCCCCCAGUGCCCAUCACGUGUGACACAGUUCGAGGCAAAUGCCGAGAAAUGUUAACUUCAGCUCUCCAGACAGACAAUGACUAUGUGGCCAUUGGUGCUGACUGUGAGCAACUUGCUGGGCAGAUUGAAGAAUUUAUAUUCCAAGAUGUGAAGAACACAGAUUUGAAGUACAAAAAUCGGAUCAGGAGCCGCCUCUCCAACCUCAAGGACUCCAAGAACCCGGACCUGCGAAAGAAUGUCUUGUGUGGAGUGAUCACCCCCGAACAAAUUGCGGUGAUGACCUCAGAGGAAAUGGCCAGCAAUGAACUGAAAGAGAUCCGCAAAGCCAUGACCAAGGAAGCCAUCCGGGAGCAUCAGAUGGCCAAAACUGGAGGGACCCAGACAGACCUUUUCACUUGUGGCAAGUGCAAGAAAAAGAACUGCACCUACACUCAGGUGCAAACCCGGAGUUCGGAUGAGCCAAUGACAACCUUUGUGGUGUGUAACGAAUGUGGAAAUCGCUGGAAGUUCUGCUGAAAACGUCUCCGAGGGGAGCAGCCACAGCCAAUUUCAGGGCCCCGAGCUCUGCCACGGACUCCCGCAAGUACUGCCAGCAGAUUUAUUUAUUUUUUGUCCUGUUUUGUCGCCAAGUUUGCUUUGUGCUCUGUACAUCAACCAGGUGAGGAGGGCCUGGCUGACUGCACACCUGUCGGGAGUAACAGCGACUGGGAAUAGACGCCUCCCAGGAUGGCACCGGAUGAAAAGUUUACCCGGACCAGCCAGCUUAUUGUGAGAAUGUGGGACAGCCAUAUAUUUUUCCCCCCGUUCUUGUUUCGUUUCGUUUUCUCUUAAAAAGGCCGGGCUUCGAGCCUCAAAGUUUGUACAGAAGCUUCUUGCGACUCCCUCCUUGGCUCCGGGUGCAACUCUCCAAAGCUACAACCAGUAUUAACCCCACUCCCUCGUCCUGGGGUUCAAGGCUGCUUUUGUGUUUCGCAGGAUGACAUUUUCCCGCUUUCGUUGCACAAACCUUGCCCGGUUUGAAAAGCCGGUGCCAAGGGGCUGUGGGUGGGUCUGAGGAUUCAAAACCUCCCAGCCCCUCUAACCGAAUAAGUAUUACUCAUCCUGCUUUCCUUUUGUUUUGGGGGCUGGAAAGAAUAUGAAAUAAGAGUUAAAAGGUUUCGUUUUGGUUUUGUUUUCAAUUGAAAUAUAUGCUAUAGAUUCUCCCGUUGCCUGGGUGGUGAAGCCAAAUAUCUUAGAAAAGUUGGCCUCUGUUGUUUACGAGAUGAAAAAUGUGAGCUUCGAAAGAAACAUAGGAAGGGGAAGGGGCGGGGGGCAAAAUUUCAAAAUUGAAAAGUGUUUCUAGGAAAAUCGCUUUAAUUUCAGCAGACGCUGCAACCGAGUUAACGAGAUGAAAAAUGUGAGCUUUGGAAGAAAACCAGGAAGAGGAAGGGGGGCAAAAUUUCAAAAUUCAAAAGUGCUUUGUAGGAAAACCACUUUUAAUUUCAGCACGCUCUCUUGCCAUUGAGUUUACGAGGUGAAAAAUGCGAGCUUCGAAAGAAACCUAGGAAAGGGGGAAAUUCAAGUAUUUCAAGGAAAAUCGCUUUAAUUUCAGCAGAGUCUCUGCCGUCGGGUGGGAAGGGUGGGGAUGCAGAUACAAAUUUCUUGCCAUCUUUGUAAGUUUGCCGCUUUGGAGACUUUGGAGAACUUCCGGGUGUGAAACGGAGAGAUGGCUGGGCUUACAUCCAUUUUGACCGUGGCAUCUGAAAUCCCUCACUUUGCUGUGUUCUUUGUGGGUGUGCUAGGAAUACAACUGCCCUCUGCUAAUCAAUCGCAUUUGCACACCAGUUUCCGUUUUCCACGUAGGACGAGGCUCUGCGUUCUGAACCCACGCAAAUGUGAAAAAGAGAGCCGUUUUAUACUUGAGGGAGUGGGUCAUUUGGAUGGUCCACAUCCUUUUAAGUACAAGUGUUAUUAACACAAAAAGUAUUUUGAGUUUGUUAAAUGAACAAAUCCUGGCGGUGUGAGGGGAGGAAAAGGGGGAAAGUUUGCUAUUUAAAUACUUUGUUAAGUUCUCAGAAAAGAGUUGGAAAACAAGAUUUUAGACCAACGUGUCUGACAUUGACAGACAGGUGGACUUCAACUCCCAG